This is a messenger RNA of Amorphotheca resinae ATCC 22711, 1956 nucleotides long. RefSeq lists its product as hypothetical. The record is from RefSeq and is a predicted model, not a curated record. The transcript is spliced from 2 exons. NCBI's taxonomy places the organism in Eukaryota, Fungi, Ascomycota, Leotiomycetes, Helotiales, Amorphothecaceae. The annotation marks the transcript as partial.
UAUGCGCGCGUCCGCAAGCCACAAGUCCCGGUCCUUGAUAUCUCGGGCAUUGAGAAGUCUUCGUUCAGAUCGCUGAUGGACAAGAAGAGCGAGGGCGUCCGAAAGGGCCUGGCUAAGACCUUUGGCAAGAAGAAGAAGGAGCCCGAGACACGCUCCUCUACCGCAGCAUCAACCCACGAACAGUACGAGACGGAGCCGGCCUACUACGCUCCCCAUCCUGCUCCCCACCCUCCUGUGGUCAAGCCUAUUCAAACGCAGUAUGCUCACUAUCCCGAGCAACCAGAUUACAUGCGUCCAGGUCCACCUCUGGGCAAGCUUCCUCCGAUUCCCCAGGGUCCGCAAUUGAAGCGUUGGCUAGGAGGUGGCCGACCUGCACAGCCGUGGAACAAGCUUAGGAAGGAUCCCGAGUUGUGGGACGCCAACGGUGAUACCCUGAUCUACUUCAGUCACGGCGACCCUCACUCCCCUCGGCCCCUCCCAUCUUUCCGAAUUUCAUCACAUGUCCUUGAGGCCACCGAAUCCAGAUACUUCAUCAAUGCGCUCCGCGAGGGCUCUACUGAAGACACCAAUAGCUCCAUCCUCCCCCCAUCUCCCCUCAGUGAUCCGAGUAUGCGGCUGUCACACCCUAUGGCCACAAGCAGAUACAACCACGGGCAUCACACACCUCCUAUGUCCGAGAACAGCACGGUUUUCGAUGGACAGAUCUCGUACGAACUCUACUUCCCACCCCCCGCGCAUUUGAGCAAAACCGAUGCAAUCCGGCACCAAAUCGCCACUAGAAAUGUGCUUGCUAUUCUCUACCAGGUUUCCUUUGUCGGCAUCAAUCUCUUCCAAGCACUGAAUGAUGUGCAUGAGCGACUGGAGAGUUACAUGCCACCCGAAACAGAUGUAGCUGCGAUGAUCAUCGAUUACGUCGUCGGCAAGGGGAUGGACGACGUUCGUGAGAGCCCGGCCAUAGCUGCUUCCAUGCUUGCGUGGAGUGAAGGGGAGGCUAUACGUUGGGAGGGAGGAUGGAGAGAGGCUUUCGUCCACAGCGUUGGCAUGUACAGCAAGGUCGAAUCGGCCCCGGAUUUCCGCUUCGUUACACCCAUUACCAGAGCGCUCCUGGAGAGGGCGAGUCUUGAAUUAGAAGUUCGAAUUCAGAACUGCGAGGCUCGUCUUGUAGACUUUGACUUCGGAGACAUGUGGCCCAUGAUGCCAGUCACCCCAUCGGAUGCACGCAAGAGCUUUGAGAAUCUUCGAAAGUUUUUCCUGCAAUACUACCAGAACAUAGCCGGCUCUUGGCCACCGCCAGCCCCUGCCGGAGAGGAGCAAUGGCUCACACGGGAGUGGACUCGAAAGUUGCAAGAGGACUUUGGCGCGUUGUACAACUUCUUUGUCAAUCGAGAGGUCCGAUGGGAGUCUACUGAGGCGAGCGCUGGUCGGAAGUGGAACAUUGUCCACGAUGGAAAUCGAUCAUUCGAUGCCGACACCCCCGGCCUUCCAUUUACGGAUAUCCUUGUUGGUUUCGACAACCGAAACAAAUACCCGCAUAUCCCUCACCCGUACCCCCUCGUUCCCGAAUCGAUGCCGCCGAUUGAUGACAAGAUGGCGGAGAGACGCGCAGCUCUGGCUUACACAGAAUCGACCAAUAUAUAUCUCCUAGGGUCUGAUUUCGUCCCCAAUGAUCUGGUUGACCAAUUUGUUAAGUUCGAGAAGACGGACAAGGCAGCAGAGUCUGAUCCGUUUGAAGCUCGACGCGGCCGAUGGAUUCUGAUCUACGGGAUCCUUCAGACACUUGCCACCAUCUCGGUUGAUACUCCGGAUCUGCGCUACACCAAGGAGGUCUCCUAUCACCUCAACCCUCGCCUUAAAGGGACCCCCCCGUGGCUGGGUGCCACGUCGAAUCUGGGAGAGGCUAGCCACACUAGCAGCUAUUGCUGGACCAUUCCCACAACCUGGUCCAAAGGCAGUUCU